Molecule: messenger RNA, 1394 nt
Organism: Cornus florida
Lineage: Eukaryota; Viridiplantae; Streptophyta; Magnoliopsida; Cornales; Cornaceae
Product: probable cinnamyl alcohol dehydrogenase 1
Exons: 5
Coding region: 16-1092 (358 amino acids)
Biological process (GO): lignin biosynthetic process
Molecular function (GO): zinc ion binding; cinnamyl-alcohol dehydrogenase activity
Source: RefSeq, a predicted model, not a curated record
UCACUCUUUGGUGAAAUGGGUAGUUCAGAAGUGGAGAAAACAACAACAGGAUGGGCAGCAAGAGACCCAUCGGGGGUUCUCUCACCCUAUACCUACACUCUCAGGAAUACAGGCUCAGAAGAUGUCUUCAUCAAGAUACUCUGCUGUGGAAUUUGCCAUACUGACAUUCAUCAAGUCAAAAACGAUCUUGCCAUGUCCAAUUACCCCAUGGUUCCUGGGCAUGAAGUCGUAGGUGAGGUGGUGGAGGUAGGAUCAGAUGUGACAAAGUUCAGAGUAGGAGACUGCGUCGGAGUUGGUACCAUCGUUGGAUGUUGCAGGAACUGCCACCCAUGCAAAUCGGACGUUGAGCAAUACUGCAGCAAGAGGAUCUGGACCUAUAGCGAUGUCUAUACUGAUGGCAGACCCACCCAAGGUGGAUUUGCUGGUGCUAUGGUCGUUGAUCAUAAGUUUGUGGUGAAAAUACCAGAUGGGAUGGCGGUAGAACAGGCGGCGCCACUACUAUGCGCGGGGGUGACAGUGUACAGCCCACUGAGCCACUUUGGUCUGAAACAGAGUGGACUGAGAGGAGGCAUAUUGGGGCUUGGAGGGGUUGGACACAUGGGGGUGAAGAUAGCAAAGGCCAUGGGUCAUCAUGUGACUGUCAUAAGCUCUUCUGAGAAGAAGAGAGAGGAGGCUAUGGACCACCUGGGAGCGGACGAUUACCUGGUCAGCUCAGACACGACUCGGAUGCAAGAAGCUGCUGACUCGCUCGACUACAUCAUUGACACAGUGCCUGCGUUUCACCCUCUUGAGCCUUACCUUUCUCUGUUGAAAUUUGAUGGGAAGUUGAUUUUGUUGGGUGUUAGCAAUACCCCUCUUCAGUUUGUCACCCCAAUGGUUAUUCUUGGGAGGAAGACAAUCGCAGGGAGCUUCAUAGGGAGCAUGAAGGAGACCGAGGAAAUGCUUGAGUUCUGCAAAGAGAAGGGAGUGAGUUCCAUGAUCGAAGUGGUAAAUAUGGAUUACAUAAACACUGCUUUCCAGAGGUUGGAGAAGAACGAUGUCAGGUACAGAUUCGUCGUCCAUGUCGCCGGCGGCAACAAACUUGAUCAGUGAACUUAAAUAUUGUAAUAAUGUGAACAAGGUCCAAUUCUAUAGUGACAGAGAUGGAUAUAAUAAAUUUAAAGGAAAUUCUAAAUUAUUUGAGUGCUCUAUUUAUUUGGUACUAUUGUGCUAGAGGGGCGAGAUUGAUGUAUUAUUUUGUUUAAGUGGAGGUUGUGUUACCGAUAUUUAGUAACUUAAUACUGUUAAUGCUUUCUAUUUGUUCUGACCUUUUUUGCUUUCUAUUCUAAAUUAUUUGAGUGCUCUUAGAAGCAUUACUCCGUUGCGAAUGCUCCAUCAAAAUGUGGUCAUUUUGA